Messenger RNA from Hyla sarda, 4452 nucleotides. It is a transcript of the gene LMBR1, whose product is annotated as limb development membrane protein 1. The record is from RefSeq and is a predicted model, not a curated record. Gene Ontology annotation, biological process: signal transduction. NCBI's taxonomy places the organism in Eukaryota, Metazoa, Chordata, Amphibia, Anura, Hylidae. The transcript is spliced from 18 exons. The coding region runs from base 247 to 1755 and encodes 502 amino acids. Gene Ontology annotation, molecular function: transmembrane signaling receptor activity.
GACAAAGGGGACGACCCGCUGCUGCCCUGUGUAUCAGCCAAUCACAGGGCGCGUUACUUGUGAGCCGCGCGUGCUCCAGUGUUUUGGGCAGAGUGGAGGCUGUGGAGCAGGAGUAGUACGUACCGCAUCCUUAGCCCAGGAGAGGCCCGGGUCUUUGUUAUUGUUCUGCUCCCCUCUGUGUGCGGGGGGUGGGGGAUGGUUUUCAGGCUGAGCAGCGGUCCGUCCCGGGCUCCAGCAAUAUGAAGGAUGGAAGAAGACGAUGUGACCGUCAGGGAGCAGAACUUUCACAGCCAAGUUAGAGAAUGGAUUAUUUGCUUCCUUUUGUUCGCCAUUUUGUAUAUUGUGUCUUAUUUCAUCAUCCAAAGAUACAAAAGAAAAGCAGAUGAACAAGAGGAUGAAGACGUCACAGUCAAUCGAAUCUCGCUGUUCCUGAGCACAUUCACACUGGCUGUUUCAGCUGGUGCUGUGUUGCUUCUUCCUUUUUCCAUCAUCAGCAAUGAGAUCCUCCUAUCAUUCCCUAAAAGCUACUAUAUCCAGUGGCUGAAUGGCUCUCUGAUCCAUGGUCUAUGGAAUCUCGUUUCACUUUUCUCCAAUCUGUGUCUUUUUGUAUUGAUGCCAUUUGCAUUCUUCUUUCUUGAAUCUGAAGGCUUCGCUGGGCUUAAAAAGGGAAUCAAAGCUCGGAUAUUGGAGACAGUAGUCAUGCUCAUCCUUCUGGCCUUGCUCAUUUUUGGCAUUGUGUGGGUGGCAUCUGCCCUGAUCGAUAAUAGCGCUGCAAGCAUGGAGUCCUUGUACGCUCCAGGACAUCAUAUCUAUGAACCGGUGCCCAAAACUGAACAGCAUAUUCCAGAUCUCUGGGAAUUUUAUCUCCCCUAUUUGUAUUCCUGUAUCUCCCUCAUGGGAUGCCUCCUGCUACUCUUGUGUACACCUGUUGGCCUUUCACGAAUGUUUGCAGUAAUGGGACAGCUUUUGGUGAAACCUACAAUCCUUGAAGACCUUGAUGAGCAGAUGUACAUCAUAAGUCUACAGGAGGAGGCGCUGCAAAGAAAGCUUUAUGGACAUUCUGUAGUAGACAACAAUAUGAAGAGGAUUGAACAUGAUCUCAUCAAUGCAAAGGCUAUGAAAUCCAAACUAGAAAGACGCAAGAAAGCUUCAGCCUGGGAGAGAAACUUGGUCUAUCCAGCUGUAAUGAUACUGCUCCUCAUUGCAACGUCUUUCUCUGUGAUUUUGGUAUCCUGCAACAUCCUCCGCCUUCUGGUUGAUGAGACGGCAAUGCCAAAGGGUUCAAAGGGUCCAGGUAUUGGAAAUGCAUCACUGUUCACAUUUGGAUUUGCUGGAGCUGCUUUGGAAAUCAUUUUAAUUUUCUAUCUGAUGGUUUCUUCUGUGGUCGGCUUCUACAGCCUACGUUUUUUUGGAAGUUUCACACCCAGGGAAGAUGACACAACAAUGACCAAGAUCAUUGGCAACUGUGUCUCUAUUCUUGUGCUCAGUUCAGCUCUGCCCGUCAUGUCCAGAACAUUAGGAAUCACUAGAUUCGAUCUUUUGGGCGACUUUGGUAGAUUCAACUGGCUGGGGAACUUCUACAUUGUUGUCACAUACAAUCUGAUAUUCGCCAUUGUGACGACGCUGUGUUUAGUGCGCAAAUUCACCUCUGCAGUUCGGGAAGAGCUGCUAAAAGCAAUAGGUUUAGAUAAGCUUCAGUUAUCCAAUGUGCCCAGCGAUUCACCAUCCCCAAAUGGGCAUCAGAAAACACUGUGAAUUCCCACAAUCCUACUGCGACCGACAUUCCUGAGAGCUGAGAAGGUGGCCGGAUGCCUCAGACAUGGCUGUGCUUCUCCACACAGCUCUAAUAGGUUUAGCAAAGACUUCACGUGUAGGUCAUCGUGGCCACAUAGCUGCACUUCUGUGAAAGGAAAUAAUCUUGGCUUAUGAAGCCUCAUGUAUUAAAAAUGUCACCCAGAAAAAUGAUGGUUGCCAGAGUUUAACUUUCAUAAGCCUGACUGCACAAAUGAUUGGUGGUUAUUUUGGACAACAAGGCCACUUCUCUGGGCACAGUUUUCCUAUAUGAAGCUCAUUGUGGACAGCCUUGUCUUAGAUUCAGAACUUAUGUCUUAUGUCUGUUCCCCUAUUCCUCAGGUUGAGUCUAUGUCCUGUCAUUAAAUGCUACUUAUGAGAAAUAUGCAACAGCAAAAAAAAACCAUUGGAGAAACCAUUAAAAUGUAUUGGCUUAAUAGUGACAAAGGGGUUGCAUGGGGGGGCAAGAUGGAAAUCACUUGACUUUUGUCUGAUUGGUCAGGGUCCAACCACUGGGACCAACACUGAACACAAUAACCAAGGGUCCCAAGUGUCCCUGUUUGAAUGAAAUGUCAGUCACGCAUGCCCAACACCGCUCCAUUCAAAUUUUAUGAGACAGCUGAAGAUACCUGACAACGGUGCUUGGCUAGUUUUGGAAGCCCCAUAGAGUCUGAAUGGAGCUGCAGUCCUUGACUAACUCUCCUUUAAAACAGGGGCACUCUGGAUCCGCAUUCUUGUGAUUAGAGGUUAUCCUAGUAACCCCCAACCCCUUUAACAUAGAAUGAUGGACAAUAUUUCCAUUCACUUCUAUUACAGCGGGUUUGUUGCACAACAGUUGCAUAUAACAGCUUCUUACAGUCACCACUAAAUAUAGUUGUACACAUUGUGUUACCCAAAGUAGAAUUACUGUCUAAUGCAGUGAUUCUCGACUAGGGUGCCUCCAGCUGUUGCAAAACUACAACUCCCAGCCAACGGCUGUCCGGGCAUGCUGGGAGUUGUGGUUUUGCAACAGCUGGAGGCACCCUGGUUGGGGAACACUGGUCUAAUGUUACACAGCAGUAGUGCAGGCCAGGUCUAAUAAAUUUUAGACUGUAAUCACAUCUGUAGAUUGAGGUGCAGUUGUUAUAUUGAGGCUUACAGGAGGGUUUUCUAAAUCUUUCAGGCCCUAGUUGGUAGCUGAGGGGUAACACUUUUGGUCACUUAUUACUAAAGGCUCAUGCACACAGCCCUGCAGUAUUACCUACCCAUAGACACUCCAUGUGCCGCCCUAUGGUGCACAGUAUAGCCCAUAGCUUUUAAUCUGGCUGUGUGUAUGGACCCUUCAGGAUUUCCCCAUUGUCCGGCAAGUAACAUGUUCUGAAUAUUAGAUCUCAGCAUUUAUAUUCCCUGACAAGCCCCUUAUUUAUGUAGAAUAAACGGAGAUCGGCCGCCCUUUUAUGUUACCAUAGGUAGUAGUUUUGGUCUUCAUAUUCAGAAUAAAACCGCAGUUGUCUUAUAAAAGAUCAGUAAGUCACCAAUUAAAUAUUUUCUUACAGCAGAUCCUACAUCCAAGACCAUAGGUCAGUGUUUCCCAACCAUGGUGCCUCCAGCUGUUGCAAAACUACAACUCCCAGCAUGCCCGGACAGCCAACGGCUGUCCGGGCAUGCUGGGAGUUGUAGUUUUGCAACAGCUGGAGGCACCCUGGUUGGGAAAUGCUACCAUAGGUUGUACGACAGCAGGCCGGCACUUUGUAACUGUGAUCGUAAAGCAAUACCCCCGGUCUCAUCCUAUGUAGUGUUUACAAGAAUAUUCCCGCUGACCAGUUUACCCCACUUCUGCUCUUCCUUUAGCGGGUAAAAAAUAGUUUAUUGUUCUUAUAUUUAGAGUUGUUACUGGUGCUACAUAUACAAACAAAUACACACAAUAGUAAUACAACAUAUUACCAAGAAUUUACAAAACAGGUCAUAUAUAUGUAUUACAGGCUUAGUCCAUGAGAGGAGAUUCAGGGCCCUAAUAUUGAGGGUUGUGCAUGUUGACAUAGCCCUUUCUGCAUAUACCCAGAGACUAAGAGAUUAUCACCCGAAUAAGCCCAUGUCGCCCUCUGGUAUAGGGAUAGUGAUCAGCUGACAAUUACUUCUCCCAGGGAUUGACAUUUUUACUAUAUGUAUAUGACAGUCAAAGUGCAACUGAAAUGCCCAGUCUAUGUAAGCAUGGAUUUCUUUUCUUUCUGCACACAUUAAAAGAGUACUACGGCAAUGAGCUUUUUAUUUAUUUUACAUAAAUCUGCCCAGGCUGCAGGACUUGAAAACAUAAAAAUGUAUAUACCUCCUUAUGCUCCCCUGCUGCCUCUGUAUGGCUGAUCUAGGUCCCUGUAGGCUCCUCCUCCUGAUGCUGGGGGCCAAUCCGUUACAGGUCAGCUCGGACAAUGACUGGCUGGACACCACCGCGACCAGUGAUUGGUUGAGCAGCACUGUGACAGAUUGGGCCCCAGCAUCAGGAAGAGGAGCAUACAGAGGCAGCAGGGGAGCGUAGGAAGGUAUAUACAUGUUUAUGCCUUUAAAGGGGUACUCCGGUGAAAAACUAUUUUUAUUUUAUUUUAUUUUUUUAAAUCAACUGGUGCCAGAAAGUUAUACAGAUUUGUAAUUUACUUCUAUUUAAAGAUCUUAAAGGGAUAUUCCAGG